Messenger RNA from Candidula unifasciata, 1245 nucleotides. Lineage: Eukaryota; Metazoa; Mollusca; Gastropoda; Stylommatophora; Geomitridae. The record is from the annotation of a GenBank genome assembly.
AGAACUGAAAUUGAAACAGUUAAAUUAAAGAUUUCUCUUUUGAAGAGAGCUUUAACUGAAACUAAAACAACAUGCAAUUUAGACAAGAAGAGACUGUCACAAGACAAAAGCAAGAGGCGGGAGGCUCAGGCCCGACUGGAACACAGCAAAACUUAUGCAAAACCAAUCCUGAAGCAGAAAAUUUCGGCACUCACGGAACCACCCAGCCAGACUCUGCCAGCAGUGGAGGACCUUUGUGACAUUGCACUCACUAAAGAUGUCAAUGUCACCCAGUUGAUUCCUUUAGCCACAAAGACUCUUCACAAGCAGCACAAAGAGGCCAAGGAAGGGACGAGCAUAGAUCCCAAAUCCGUGCCUGUUCUGAAACUAGAGACUGACCUCUACUUUCAGUAUUUGGCAUACAAUAGGGCACGAUUUGUGAGUGUUCUCAGCCAAAGAAUCUUUCCAAUUGAGGAGGUGUUUGCGUACAGCGACGAAAGCAUCCUGGAGAUGAGCAUGGCCACGGCUCUGAAGGAUGCCUGUGAGACUGCAUUCAUUGGUGGUCGCUGGGUCCAUGUGGAUCUUCGGGGAGAAAACCACUGUAAGAUCGUUGGUACCAGUCUGCCUGAUUACAGUGGGGAAUCUUCGGCUGUCAGUUUAUUCAUAAUGGCCAAUAGGCAUGGAUCCGACAACCCGGCCAAAAUUCCGGUAGGGAACCCAGGCUACGGUAUACGAGCAGCACUAGGUUACACUGCAAUGUUUACCAGUCUGGUUGCUAAUGUUUUGGAUGUGCAUUUGCCACGGAAGUGUUCAUUUAGGGAGUUGAAAGAUGACAUGACAGAGUCUGACUUCUGCAACUUUAUUUGGCGACUCAAUCAGAAUAUCUUGCAUCUGGCCUACAGCCAGGAAGUCGACCCUUCAAAGCUUUUGGAUAACCUGUCGUUGCAGAAUUUGUUGGCGAUGCUCAAGUGUCCAAAGCUUGGAAGAUCUGGAGCAUUUGUACCAACGUAUAAAUUACCUGUAGAGGCUGAUCUGUGCUCACUUGAAUAUGAGAGCGAGGAUGAGACAGAAGCUGGUGCAGGCGACAUAGAGAUUACACGGGACUGGGAGCGUGUCCCUGCAAGUCUGCCUUCAUUCGACACAUCUCCCAUGGGUGUCUCAUCGCCUGUUGACAACAACAUGUCAGCCACUGGUGCCUUGUUCAAUGCAGCAAAUGCGGCAGCAGCAAGUUUGACUGGCUGGUUCACAUCAUAUUACAGAAAAUAA